UUUGGUGUGGCGCCGGUCUGUUUGUUUUUGUCCUGUCACAUGAAACUUGUGCAGCGUCACAGGACAGCAGGAUCCUGCACUGCGCAGAGGCGGCAGCAGCCACAGCAGAAGCGACAGCCGCCACCUGAAGAAACCCUGCGACCCAGCACAAGUGGACAACUUCAUAAAGAUGGCUGUUUCGGCACUGUGUUUGGUGUUUUAUGCUUGUGUUUCGCUGCUUUACCGUGUGGAAGCAACGUCAGACACCCUGAGCUCUUUGGAUGCUUCUUUCUGUCAUGGUGGUCUAAAGGUGAUCUAUCCAGUACUGGACAUCGACAAGUGCCUCGUAAUCCCAAAGGAUCCGAACCUCAGAAGGGAGAUCAGCACAGUUUGGAAAGCCCCAAAGGUUUACUUCCCUCAAGCACAAAAGGGAAGGAUGUAUGUUCUGGUGAUGGUUGACCCUGACGCUCCAAGGCGUAACAGUCCAACAUCUGCUUACUGGAGGCACUGGUUGGUCGUGGACAUACAGAGAGCCUGGGACGUGUCAAUGCAGGCGUGUGAGACUGAGAUUGAGGAGAGCAGCAUGCGAGGCGCACACUCUUUCUCCCAUAGAGCUCCAGUCCCUCAGCUCCCCCUCCAGUGGAGAGAUCUUGGCAGAGUGUCCUCCCUUCAUCUGUUCCCCCAGGCAGAGCAGCUCCCCCAAUGAUCCACACUUCUCCAUAUUUUACACCCCCGAAAUGGGCACCGCUCCGAUCCCCUUAUUUCUCUUCAUAUUUCACUCCUUUUUAUCCAUUCGUUUGUGUGUUUUCACAGUCUUGCAUUCUAACGCCAAAUGCGUGUUGAGUUGUUGAUUGCCUCAAAUAUUUGGAGGUUUGCAGACAUUUUAUAAUCCCGCGGGAACCGGGAGAUCAACCCAGUAGAUUAAGACUAGUGGUCUGAAAAACAACCACACAAAGACGCUUCAGCAAUGUAUCAUUGCUGCUGUUUCAUGUUAUAAGGCAUAGUUGUGCAGUAAAGCAAAUGCCACAUUCAUUUAAAGAUUCAAAUGUGAUGUAUCUGGGAUAUAUAUUUUAGUAAACCUUUCAGUGGGUAUAAAUUCAGAAUUCUGUGAUCAGCUCGUCUGCGCUGCGCUUUAGAGAUGAUUUAUGCAACCACACUCCUGCUUCCCUGUAAAAAUGUUUACCUCAUAUCACUCACAUGCAUCUGUGAUAUACAAAAAAAAAAAAAUAAUAAUUUCCACUUUAUAAAAUUACAUUAGGCAUCACCUUUGCUUUUAUUUUUAAGCUCAUAAAGUCUGUCUGGCCGUGUGACCAGCUGUGAAUAAACAAAUGUCUUUCAAGUGCUCAGACAAACCACAUUCUCUCUAGCAAUUCAAUUUCCUGUCACUUGUGUGGGUGUUGACCUGCGUUGCCCAUGUAGGGAUUGGCCAAUGUGAGGUGAUGUUUUUCGGAUUGUGACUGGUGGUUGGUCAGAAGGGUUAAUGAGCCUUUUGAGUGAUGCCAACCCGUAGUGGGAGGUGUUUAAUUGACCAGUGUGGCUAGGUGGCAUCACACAACCUCAGUUUUGUUUUUUGAAGUGUCGAUGUGCAUGUGUUGGUUUUUUGUUUU
Scatophagus argus is the source of this 1586-nucleotide messenger RNA. Its product is annotated as phosphatidylethanolamine-binding protein 4. The transcript is spliced from 5 exons. The record is from RefSeq and is a predicted model, not a curated record. Lineage: Eukaryota; Metazoa; Chordata; Actinopteri; Scatophagidae. The coding region runs from base 170 to 685 and encodes 171 amino acids.